Molecule: messenger RNA, 1042 nt
Organism: Ceraceosorus bombacis
Lineage: Eukaryota; Fungi; Basidiomycota; Exobasidiomycetes; Ceraceosorales; Ceraceosoraceae
Source: the annotation of a GenBank genome assembly
AUGAUUCGCGCAAGUGUGCUCCUCACGGGCGCUGUCGUCCUCGCCCUGACUGUCCUCACCUCGAGCACUGUCGUUCUGGCCAGUCCGGCUCCCCAGCGCGGUGAAGCAGGUUUGGUGCCAGAAGAAGAGGUGACCGGUGCGAGACUCCCUACCUGGGGCUCGGACUGCCUGCGAGGACAGUGUCAGCAGGUCGUCUUCAAUCUGAAAGCUAGCGGAGUCAGCUCGUCUCAGGAAGCUUGCGAUGCCUUCGAGCUCACGUGCUCACGCCGUGACGGUAACACCCUGACGGACAGCGAUUCUACGUGCUCCAGAUGGACCGACGACAAUACCAUCAUCGCCAGUUGCACUACUCGUGGUGAAACUGGUGACGUCGUAUACGGCGUUACUGGAGAUGUUGGCCGGGUUUCAAAUCUCCUCCAGCAGGAUGGCAAGGUCACCAUUCCUGCCAUCAUUGUUCGAGACUACCGCAACGUCAAAGACGAUUCAAACUUUCCCACCGUGAAGGAUCAGUGCGCCGGUAAUCCGCCCGACAGACAGUAUUGCGACAUGCACCGUAAGUCAGGUUUGCAGCAGACGCUGAUCGCAUUCAGCAGCUGACCCGCAACGCUCGUUUCGCUUUCAGUAUUUGAGUGGAUCCGCGCGUUCAGUGAGAGCAAGAAACCAUCAGCUUCGGUCAACGACAUCUGCGAUUACUGGGCCACAACGUGCGAGGGCAUCCCCGCUUUGCGAGACGUCGUCUUCCGCCCAAAGUGCCACAUCAUCGACGCCGCCAAGGGCAUCAUUUCGGCCAGCUGUGGUCGUAAGGAGCCCACCGGGGUUUGGCUCUCGGACACUCGUUCCGCAGCACUGAACCUGAAGGUUCAGGCGGUUCAGCCUCAGCUAGGCCGCCAAUGCGAUGAGUGGACUCAGGUGCGUUUUUACACGGUCGUGCCGAAUGCAUUGCCUGCCCCAAUGUUGAGAGCUGACAUGACUUGCUUUCUUGCGUGCGAAGGGCUACUGCACUGCCGAUUACCCCGAAGUUGCCGUCUUCUCCUCAGAAUGA